GUCCUUUUGUUCCCUACGGCCCCACGUGGCGCUUCAGCGCCUGCACGAGCUCCUGAAUGUCGUUGGUCUCCAUGUACCGAAUGUAUGUGAACAGCAACGACCUGACGUAGGCACGGGAACAAUCAGUUCAUGCACCAUCCCACCCAUCCCAUUUGUUUCACUAUCUACCUGUCUCUGUCUAUCUGCCUGGCGUCACUGUGCAGCCUGUCCCGUUCUGCGUCUGUGAUCCAGCCGUCCUCGCACAGGGCAGAGAAGAGCGCAGUCAGGUGACUCCUCCUGCACACAUCACACAUGACCCCCACAGCACAUCGACUCCUCCCUGCCUGUCUGUCUGCGUACAGGAGGAAGUUGUGCAUUCUUCCCAUCGCAGCGGCCCUCUUCUGCUCUGCAGAGACAUCAUCCGUCCGCACAGACGUGGUCGCCGACGAGGCAGACUGGACGGCCCGCCGGAAGGGCCCCUCGCCACCAUCCCCCUGCCCACGGAAAUCGACAGUAAUGCGCAUCGGCUCUUGUGCCUGUUCGGGUGAGACGGGCGCAGGGGGGGCAGGGGAUGGCUGGGAAGCAACAGUCGGCACAUCAGGAGACGCAGGCACGGUCGUUGGCAAGGUUGAAGGAGAGGUCACACGUCUCUCGACGGGCGGCGGUGUGCCGUCAAGGAACUCCAGCACCCCUUUCCCCUCGAUGGAUAUAUGAUAGAGGUCGUCCAGUCGCCGUGGCUGGGCCGCCCCAGCGGGUGUGCCGCGGAUGGUGCGAUUGGUGGAGUUCAUGUACUUGGGAGUCAUGCAAUAGGGCAGGUCGUCCUGCUCGAAGGAGGUGCGAUGGGGGUGGAUUGUGCGAAGCUUCUCUUGGACGGUGAUGGGCAAGGGGUGGUGGAACGAAAAGGUCAUAUACGACCUUCGAUGGGCGGCGGAAUAUCCGUGGUCACGCGCAGACAGCCCUGUGCGUCCCAAGGAAGAAAGACACACAGAGAGAGAGUACAAUGACAAGGCCUCAAAAUGCGAGUGAGUGUUCGCCUUACCGAGAGGGAACUUCUCGAAGGUCUCCUGGUGAGCGUAGAGAGCACAUGCAUACAGUACGUUGUCAAAAAGAAAGAACCAGGCAAUUCCCACCCAUGUCUGUCACUGUGCCGAGCUCACCGAGAAUGUUUCGUCCCCAGAAACGCCGUGACUCAUCCCCACUCUGUGCCGUCAGCCCCUCCCUUGACCAGCAGGAAGGCGCAAUUAGGGUACUGAAGGGUAGAGCCCGAAAAGGGCGCGUGAAUGGAAGUUGAU
Messenger RNA from Vitrella brassicaformis, 1271 nucleotides. The record is from the annotation of a GenBank genome assembly. Lineage: Eukaryota; Vitrellaceae.